This is a messenger RNA of Hydra vulgaris (swiftwater hydra), 4778 nucleotides long. Its product is annotated as deleted in lung and esophageal cancer protein 1. Lineage: Eukaryota; Metazoa; Cnidaria; Hydrozoa; Anthoathecata; Hydridae. The record is from RefSeq and is a predicted model, not a curated record. Gene Ontology annotation, cellular component: cilium; cytoplasm. Gene Ontology annotation, molecular function: tubulin binding. Gene Ontology annotation, biological process: negative regulation of cell population proliferation.
GUAAUCUGAAUUGAUAUAAAGUUUAUUUAGCAAAAUAAAAUAUAAAUGUUUUUGCCAACUCCAUCAUUACGCCAAGACCAAAAUACUUUUCAUGUGCUGGUAAGGUGUUUUAGAGAAAUUUAUUCUGAUGAAACUAUCACAAAAGAAAAAGUUCAAAAUCUUGUGACAUCAAAGUAUAGAGACUCCAGUAGUCAUGAUGUUUAUGUUGAAAGGCUUGAAGCGAUUCAAUUGAAUUGUACUUCUAAAAUAAAGAAAAUGAAUGAACUUUUGAAUCACAUCAAGGAAACUCUUUUUGAUGCUCGUUCAUUAGAGAGAAAGGAGUUUGAAGAGCAACAAAACAAAUACAAAACAUAUUCAAAACUUGGUUUACCUCCAGUUGCAUCAAAGUUGAAUGCUUCUUUGAACACAAUUGCUUUGCAAGAACAUCAUUUGAUUGUACUAAAUGAUUCACUUGUUGGUACAACUAACCAAUCAGCAGAUGUUAGCAAAGAUGGUUUAAAUAAGGCCAUCUUAUCUAAAGAUGUUGACAGGAAAGAUGAGGAAAGAAGGACUGAAAAGGGUGAACAUAGUUUACAUUCAUUCAAUGAAUAUAAGAAGAAUGCUGAGUCAUCUGAUUUAGAUAAAGAUUUGUUAAAGCUACAAAAGACAUUCAAUUUUUUAAAAAACCCUCGCUUCACUGACAUAAAGUUGGUUGCAACAGCAAACAGUUUAUCAGAUGAGAAAGUGGACAGUUUCAAUAAUUUAUUCAAACCAACACCUUGUCCACUUGUAUUUCGAAAUUGUCUUGCAGGUGAAAUAUAUGAAAUGAAAUUAGACUUGAUGAACAUCUCUUCAUCAAGCCGACAAAUUCGAGUUCUUCCACCUACUACAAAAUACUUUAGCUUGAGUGUAGGUGAUUUUCCAUCUGCUAAUGGUGUUGUAGCUCCUGGUAUGAGCUGUCAGUUCACAGUCAAGUUUAUGCCAGACACAUUAGGAGACUAUAGUGAUGUUUUGGAGGUAAAGACACAAGGAUCUCAACCCAUUUUUAUUCCAUUAGAAGGACUAAGAGAUAAACCAUUUCUAAGCAUUUCUAAACAUAUUGAUUGUGGUUACGCAUUAGUGAAUGGAAAAAAAAAAGUUUCUUUCGAAGUUGAAAAUAAAGGGGGUGCUGGAAAGUUUUUUUUCAAAGAAAACCAAAUUCAAAACGAAUAUUGUAUAUGGGACCAGAUUGAUUAUACUGAUGUAAUAAAGCUUUCAAUAAAACCUUUUACAGUUUUUCCUGCACAGUUUCAAAUUAAUAAUGGUGGAAAAAUAUCAUUAACGAUUAUAUUUGAGCCAAGAGCUGUAAAACAUUUUUCUGAAGUUAUAUACUUGUUUUGUGAUGAUUGUUCUGUGACCAAGUAUACUCUUACUGGUACAAGUGAGGUUGCUCAUGUUUCAAUUAACAAUAUCGAGGGAGGUUUUACAUAUGCACAUGUUCAAGAAAUGAUAGAUGAAACUGCAGAACAGAUUAUAAAUUUUGGACGGAGUUAUCCAAAUGAGUUAACAACUAGAGUGCUUGUUAUAAAAAAUGAUAUAUCUGUACCAUUAAAUUUUUAUUGGACUAUACAGUUUCCAGAUUUAAGUGUUAAUAAAAGUGGAAUAAGUAACCUCAGUUCUUCUUGCAACAACCAAACAGUUUUUAAAGUGUUACCAGAGUUUGGAGUUUUAAAAGAAAAUGUUUUGACAAAAUUUUUGGUCCAGUUCAAUCCUUUAUAUGUGGGUCAAUUUUAUGAUAUUGCUGCAUUAUAUUUGGAAAAUAUACCAAAUGCUUAUGGUGAAAACACUGUGGAAAAUCCAAUUAAACUUUCUGUUAAAGGAUUCGCAGAGACUGUGACAGUAUUACCAGAACCACCAUUAAUAAUUUUUUCUGGAAAAUUAUUCAUUGGAGUAAACUACAAGCAAACCAUCAAGUUGAAAAACUUGAGUCUGUGUAAAACAUCAUUCCAGUGGAAGAAAUUUGUCUCAAAAGAAUGUAUUAUCAAUGUGUUACCAGAAAAACAAGAUAUAGGUAGUAAUGAGAGUGUUGAGUGUUUUGUAUCUAUUGAAGGAAUUAUCCCAUCAAACAUAAAAUGUGAUAUAAAAUAUGAAGUUCCAUUUUCAAUGGCUGAUCAAUAUUUACGAGUUGAAGGAACCUUUCAUGGGCCGAGCGUUUCAUUUGUUGAAGAUUUCUUAGAUUUUGAACUUUUGAGGAUUGGAACCUACAUUAAUAAAUGUGCCACUCUGAUAAAUUAUUCACCUAUUCCUGCUGAAUGGAAGUUAAUUAAAGUGGAUGAAGAUCUGCCUUUAGCAUUUUUUCCUGAAGAAGGGAAAAUUAAACCUAACGGAAAGCAAAAAAUUGCUUUUCAUUUAUCUCCUCAAUUUGCAUCUUUUAUUGAUUCAUAUAUUAGUUGCAAUGUUAAUAAUGGUUUACCAUGUUAUCUUCCAAUACAAGCACAUGUUCAAAGACCGUACAUCUACACCAAUCAAUGCUUAAUGGUUUUGGACACAUUGUUUGUUGGUGUUCCAACUCAGACAAUUGUUACCAUUGUUAACUCCACUUUUUUAACUUCAUCUUAUGAAUGGAAUUUUAUAAAAACUCAUGGAGUAGAUGUUAUUUUUAAACCAAGGGUUGGAGAACUAGCAUCUUAUGAAGAAGCUAGUGUUGCUGUAACAAUCAUAUGCUUGCAAACUGGAGAACAUGAAAUAAUGUUGUUUUGCAAUGUACCAGAUAUGUUGGACCCUGUGGUUGUUAAUAUAUCUGUUUCAGUAAAGGGAUUACAAGUUGAUGUUUUAGUUCCUCAUAUUAAAGAUCUACAAAGUGAUUUAGACAAUGUUCAUGAUUCAAGUAAAUUGGAUUUUGGAAUGAAUGUACCCCUUGGAGAGGUUCGAAAAUCAUAUUUUAUUUUAGAAAAUAAGUCAGCCAUCAAAACAACAUUUAGUAUGCAAGCAGAGAAUUACUAUCCUACUGAAAUUUUUGAAUCACAACAGAGCCAAAUAAAUGCUUUGUUGAAAACACAUAAAGUUGAUGCAACUAAAAUUGAAAUAAAUCAAGACAUUUGUAAUGAAGCAUUGGCGAAUAAGAAAGGUGUUGUUUUUAUAAUUUCUCCUAAUGUUGGAAUCCUUGAAGCUUUCGAGAAAAAACUAAUUACUGUGUUGAUGAUGUCAGAUAUGUGGGGUGAUUACAAUGAUAUUAUUGCUAUUGAUGUUCCCAGCAUAGCAAAGCAAUAUGUACCUGUGCAUGUAGAUGUUGUAGGUUACCCUUUAGAUUUUCGUAUGGCAAGAGGUCAGACAACUGCUGUUUUAAGGUUUGGUAGCCAUAUGUCUGGUGAUAAAGAAGUUUUAAGAAAGAUUUUUGUUAACAAUAAUAGUUAUGUUGACAUUCGUUUGGAUUGGAAAACAUAUUGCAUUGAUCCUACUGAUAAAAAAUAUAUUGAUUUGAAUGUUUUCAUUGGUAAUCCAUUUCCUCUUUUAAAUGAAGAGCUUGCAGUCAAAGAUGAUAUUGAAGAACUAAAGUCUGAGCAUUUAAUUCGAGUUAUUAUUGGAGAACAUGUUGGUGUACAAAGUGAUCUUCCUUUUAAUAUUAAAACUAAACAAAUGACGGUUUUAGGAAAAAGUAAUGCGUAUUUUGAAAUAGGAUUUCAACCUCCUAUUGGUGUCAACAAAGUAGGCAAUUUUGUAGGUUAUGCACUUGGUUAUAUGAGCAUAAAUGAUAAGGAUCGUAAAAAUGGAGAAUGGAUGAAGCGAAUGGAUGGGCUGGAUAUGCUACCAUUCUCAAUAAAUAUGACAGGGGCUGUAAAACCAUCACAGAUUCUUGUAACUCCUUGUGAUGAUGAUUAUGAUGAUGAUGGAUUUAUGUUUCGAAUUUCGUGUAAUAGUUUGCUUACAAUGGAAUCCAUUCAAUGUGUUCGUCGAUUCAUCUUGCUUAAUAAUAGUGAUGUUGUGGUGAACAUUUCUUGUCAAAUCGAUCACCCAUUUAAAAUUGUUCAGUUUGGUGAACAUAAACAAAUAAAACGUAAUAUUACAUUGUCACCAAACAAAAAUGUCCAGCUUCAUAUAUCAUUUGAAAUUUCUCGUGAGUUAGCAGUGUCACUUCAUAAGGUUAAGGAUGCAAAUUCUCAUGAAGCAUUUGUUGAAAAGUAUCUUUUUAUAAAAUUUAGUAACCAGCAAACUCAGAUAUGCUGCAUGACUGGUCAACUACUUUAUCCUUUUGUAACUGUUCAAAAAAAAGUAUUUAAUUUUGAAACGUGUUUCGUAGGCGAAGUGAGUGAAGACAUCUUAAUUAUACAAAAUGCAAGUAAUACCGAUCUUCUUUGGGAGUUAUAUAAAGACUUGAGCUGUCCGGAAUCUAUUAACAAAGUAUUUCAUAUAUCUCAAACAUUUGGUACUAUAGCUUGUGAAGCAUCAAGCGCUGCAAGAAACGAGGCUAAAGAUGCCAAUAAAAACGAAGCUAAAGUCAAAAUAAAGUUUGCCCCAGCACAUGGGGUAGAAUAUGAAUGCGAUGUUUUUAUACGUACAACUCUCGAUGUUCUGUUUAAUGAACAACCUCAGAAGUUAACACUUCAUGGAAAAGGUUCUUUUGAUGAAGCCUACUCUACAAAGAAAUUUUUCCCUUAGUUGCAAUUCGAUUUGCUUGUUAAAAUUUAGUUCUAUCAAAUAACUUGUCUCUCUCUAAAAAAUUUUAAAGUGUGUUUUUAUAAAUUAUUCGAUAUUUAAAUAAAAAAAUUUCAUAUAUUUUAAUUGCAUUGCGGCAUUUUAAAUUUGUAAAAUAAAAUAUUUAU